CUGAUCGCAGCUGGGAGCCGUGCCCCAGCCUCGCAGACCGGCAGCCUAGGGUCUGCCCGAGCAGGCUGUUGCGACUUGACUUGAAAAAUCUGGACCCUGAGGCAUCCGGAUCCAACAGCAUUGGAGAGCUUGUCCAGGAGUUCAAUACCCAAGUGGCUCUAUACCGGGAGUUAGUCAUUUCCAUUGGGGAUGUGUCAGUCAACUGUCCGUCUCUACGUGCUGAAAUGCACAAGACUCGAACCAAAGGAUGCGAGAUGGCUUAUCACGCACACCAAAAACUAUCAGCAAUUUCUGGCAGCACAGGCUCUUCCCUGCAUGGCUGCUCCUCCUCCUGGCAUGGCCCCUCUUCAAACAGCCCAGAAGAUGGUGAGAUUCACCCUGAAAUCUGUAGACUAUACAUCCAGUUGCAGUGUUGCUUAGAAAUGUACACAACAGAGAUGCUUAAAUCUGUAUGUCUGCUAGGAUCCCUUCAGUUUCACCGGAAAGGAAAAGAGCCUUGUGCCACCAAGAUUGUAGACAGUAAAAUGGAGGAGAGUUCAGAAGUACCUAUUUUAGAGGACACAUCAUCAUCACCAAUAGAUAUUCAACAACAUUCAUGGCAGGUUUCCACAGAUAUUGAAAAUGCUGAAAGAGAUAUAAGAGAAAUGAAAAACCUUUUAAGUAAACUCAGGGAGACUAUGCCUUUACCAUUGAAAAAUCAAGAUUUAUAUGCUGACUUUCCAAAAAAAGGACUCAGGGUGGCUUGCAUUACAACACGAAACAAUUAUAGAAGCAGAAUCAAAUAAGAUGAUAGCAGCCUCCUAAACCUGACUCCUUACCCAUUAGUGAGAAGACGGAAGCGAAGAUUCUUUGGACUGUGCUGCCUUGUUUCAAGCUAAAAGAUUCAACACAGAAAUGCCAAGAAAAAGAUAACUUUGAUUAAGCCAAUAUUAUUUGACAUUUGAAAGAAUAAAUCUUGACUGCUCUUGAUUAUCAAGUAUGUUUUCUACACUGCCCUGUUACUUUGUCCCAUUCCCCUUUUCACAAAAAGUUUUACAAUGUGGUAUUGCAGACAAGAACCAAAUGGGGAACAGAUAUACCAUAUUUCAAAUGUUUUUAAAUAUUUUUUUUAAAUGACAUUUACAUGCAUGCUUUAAAUCAUACAGUGACAAAACAAGAAUUACGGUUAUGGUUUUUUUUUUUACUGUGCAGCCACAAAGUUUUGUUUACAGUACAAGUGUAGGACUAUAACUUAUUAGUAUCACAUUAAAAUAUUUGAUCAUAUUCUAACAAUCUUUACACAUAAAUAGCUAUUUAAAACAGCAAAGUGUUAACGUUCUAAAAUAUUAAAAUAAUAUAUAAUAGAACAUGCACAAGCUCUCCUAUUGCUUUUUGUGCUCUCAUUCAUAUUUAGUCUUCCACUCUCUCUCAAUUUAUCCAAGAACUACAUAGUCAAAUAUAUCUUAAUUUAUAAUACACAAAACCAUGUAUGAGAAAUAUUCAGAACUUGUAAAUACAGAGUAAUCAUUGUAUCUACAUACUGUACAAUGCAUAGAAGUAAUGAAAUUACUUUUAAGCCAAUGGUGUCUAUUUCAACUUUUGGAAGAAAGGAGUAAUUCAGUUAAAAAAGAUGGUGUAGUAAAAUAUACUAUUACCCUCAAAUGUAAAGCAGAUUACCAUAUUUUGUUUCCAUUAGCAGUUGAAGCAUGUCUGCGCAUCAACUAAAUGUUCACUCUUAUAGGGCAUGCCAGAAUUAGCUCAGACUGUAAUAUAUUAGACAUUUUACAUUGUUAAUAAAAAUUUUUAGUUAAAGUUAAAAUGAUCUCAUUUCUGGUUAUUAUUGCACUAGAAAGUCUAAUCAGAAAUUUAAACAAACAGUCUUAGCAUUUGCUCCAUUUUCAGAAGAUUAUUAGCAAGUGCAAUGAAACGAACAAUUAGUAGCCAUAUUGUAUAUUAUAAAAUGUGGAUAUCUGGGGAGUGUUGUACUGGCACUGCUGACUGACAGACAAGACACAAGGUAGUCCUCAGCACCUGAAAAUUACCUAGUAAUAAUUGUCCCAACACAGUUUCUGGUACUAACCAGACAGUUUACUACUGGGUAAGAGCAGUUUGUUUUCUCACUAUACCAAACAUUAGGAGCCCUUACCUCAUUUACAUUCUUCUUUACGGGGUGCAAGACCCAAAAUCCCACUGAACUGUACUGUGCACCCAUCACGUUUUGUCAAAUGAAUUUCACAGUGAAAUCUACCAACUAGGACCCUGGCUGCUGAAAAGGAUAUAUCAAAACUCGCAUCUUUAGGCCAAUCUGGCAGCAAGAAAAAUUCAUUCCGAGUGCUCAAAAUGCAAACCUGACAUCCACAGCAAGAAACAAGCUGAUGACAACAGGAGUUUAAAAUAUGCGUGUACACACACACACACACACACACACACACACACACAGUAAACUAGUGAGCAAGAGUGACUUUUGUGCGGGCCACCUCCCGAUCUCGUCCAUGUCGC
Messenger RNA from Alligator sinensis (Chinese alligator), 2478 nucleotides. It is a transcript of the gene RGS7BP, whose product is annotated as regulator of G protein signaling 7 binding protein. Bases 225 to 785 code for a protein of 186 amino acids. The record is from RefSeq and is a predicted model, not a curated record. Gene Ontology annotation, cellular component: neuron projection; postsynapse; nucleus. The transcript has 8 exons. Lineage: Eukaryota; Metazoa; Chordata; Crocodylia; Alligatoridae. Gene Ontology annotation, biological process: G protein-coupled receptor signaling pathway.